Messenger RNA from Eufriesea mexicana, 542 nucleotides. RefSeq lists its product as uncharacterized. Lineage: Eukaryota; Metazoa; Arthropoda; Insecta; Hymenoptera; Apidae. The record is from RefSeq and is a predicted model, not a curated record. Gene Ontology annotation, biological process: mitochondrial translation. Gene Ontology annotation, molecular function: structural constituent of ribosome. Gene Ontology annotation, cellular component: mitochondrial ribosome. The transcript is spliced from 2 exons. The coding region runs from base 105 to 428 and encodes 107 amino acids.
ACGUACAUGUAAGUAGUCGCUACGGGGGAUUCGUAAAUAUACGUUAAACGAAAAAUUUAGUCUUUUGUACUGAAAACAAAACAGAGAAGGAAAUUGUAAUUGAAAUGCGUAUUACAAGUAUACUUUUGUAUAAGGUCCAUAGAAUUCCAUAUCGAUUUCGUGGGAAAUAUGGUAAAAUUAAAGAGCCAACUUUAAAGGAUAUCAUCGAGUUUAAACGAGAUCUUGAGAGAGAAGAAAGGAAUAUGUUACUACUUAGACAUCCUUAUCUUACUAUUGAACAAACGCAUGGUCAUAUGAAGGAACAAAAAGUACAAAAAUAUCUUGACAAAGUAAAUAAAUGGCGAGAAGAGACUAAUGAAAAAUUUAACAAAAAAGUAACUAUCAUGGAUCGGUUAAAUCAUUUAACAGUAGCCGAAGCCUGGGAUUAAUGUUUAUUAUAUAAACGCUUACAAUAGUUUUAAUUUUGAUAGAAAUAAACAAUCGUUGAAUAAGAUAAAAAUAUCAUGUAUAAUGUAAACAUUACAAAAGCUAAAUAUAGUAUU